This is a messenger RNA of Phycodurus eques (leafy seadragon), 7583 nucleotides long. RefSeq names its product autophagy related 2A (gene atg2a). Lineage: Eukaryota; Metazoa; Chordata; Actinopteri; Syngnathiformes; Syngnathidae. Gene Ontology annotation, cellular component: extrinsic component of membrane; phagophore assembly site. Gene Ontology annotation, molecular function: phosphatidylinositol-3-phosphate binding. The transcript has 42 exons. The coding region runs from base 414 to 6488 and encodes 2024 amino acids. Gene Ontology annotation, biological process: reticulophagy; autophagosome assembly; piecemeal microautophagy of the nucleus. The record is from RefSeq and is a predicted model, not a curated record.
GACGCAAGACGUCUUCGCCAUACCGUCAGUUGGCUUAUGAUAAUAAUAAACAACCCCCGAAACAAGAGAAAGGAACCAACCACCAGGACAUGUCGCUCCAUUUCGACCCCAAAGACGUCGAAAAUAUGAGCCGACGCGGCGACGGACCGGUGGCCUAGCGAGCCAGUCGUAGUCUCGGGGAGGUCUCGUCGCGUACAAAGAAUUCCCCCCCUCCCCUCGAGUUUUUAUGUCCAGCCUGGGAGAAGUGGAAUUACGGCUUGCCCCUUCCUUAGCCCCCCGCAGCUAGCUGUGGCUCAUUCCUGCUUCUGCUCCCUCUCGCGUUCGCCUGUUAUGCAGUUUCCCGAGGACUGCGGUCGUACUCGUUCUCCUCCGCCGCCUCUUCUCGCUCCCUCUCCCCCGCUCUCGCUGGGCCCAUGUCUCGUUGGCUCUUCCCCUGGUCGGGCUCCAUCAAGAAGCGGGCCUGUCGGUACCUCCUCCAGCACUACCUCGGCCACUUUUUGCAGGAGCGCCUGAGCUUGGAACAACUGGGUUUGGACCUGUACAAUGGCAGCGGCGUCAUCAAGGAGAUCAACCUCGACGUGUGGGCCGUCAACGAGCUUCUGGAGUCCCUGGGCGCUCCCCUGGAGAUAGUGGACGGCUUUGUGAGCAGCAUCACUGUGACCAUCCCCUGGCAAGCUCUGCUCACCGACCACUGCACUUUGGAAGUGUCCGGUCUCCAGAUAACAUGCAGACCCAAGUAUCGAAUUGGAGGUGGCUGGGACUCCCAAAGCUGGUCAUCCAGCAUGACCUCCAGCAUGCAACUGGCUCAGGAGUGCCUGAAAGACCCUCCGGAGGCGUCCGAGGAGCCGCCGGCCCCACUGGAGGGGUUGGAGAUGUUUGCACAAACCAUAGAGACGGUCCUUCGUCGUAUUAAAGUCACCCUCCUGGACACGAUCGUACGCAUUGAGCAUCAACCCCUGGACCAGGAAACAGGCGUUGCCUUAGAGGUGCACAUCAAACGGUUGGAGUACUUCGACGAGGCGGUCCGCGACCCAUCCGGCCAGACUGCCGUGCCUGUCGACAUCCACCAGCCGCCUGCCUUCCUACACAAGAUCCUCCAGCUGAGUGGAGUCCAGCUACUCUAUGACACCAUUGGCGUGGAUCAGGAAAUUCCUGAGCCGAAACAGCCAGAGUCAACCACUGCUAGUGAGGGAGAUGAGGUGGAGGACGAAAGCGAUGAUGAUGAGAAGGAGGACGAAAGGAAGAAGCCCCUGGAGGUUCCCCUGUCUCAGCCUCUACUCAUAGGCAGCUGCUCCGGUUUCAUCGAGACCACGGUCAAGAUUAAACAGAACGACAUGCUACCCGGACCAAAGUUUGAGUUGGAUGGGAAGGUGGGCUGUGUCCACAUGCUGUUGUCUCCGGCUCAGAUAACUCACCUGACUGACUUGUUGGCAGCUCUUUGUAUAGAAACAGAGUCCGAGACAAAGCUUGGUGGGGUGCGUAGUCGCCCGCUAGACUCUGAUGACCUGCGUAUGAUCGAAGAAGACCUCAGCAAGCAGUUGGGCUCCAGCCCCAGAGACAAAGAGUGGGAUGCCGAAUACGACCUGGAGCCUUAUGUCACCACAUUGGAAAACGGAGAAAUGUUCUAUUCCAUGGGCCCCGCGGGGAUGAGCAGCAGCGUGACAUCGGUGCGGUCGGGCAGCGAGCUGUCAGACAGCGAUAUGGACUCUUCCACACAUAGUCUGGCCAGCCUCACUCAGCCUGGAGCACUCGCUGCACAGGGCCUCAUGAGCUGUCCCAGACGUUACCCAGUAGCAGGUUGUCUCUCCAGUCUACCACAGGCCAGCCAUCGAAUCAGAGGUCGCUCUCAAAGUGGCAACGCGGAGCAGCUGAAGCCAGACGCGCUGCUGCGUCUGACUCUGGGCGGCCUCACCCUAACCAUGCUGCAGGAGGACCCGCCCUCUAAGAUGGACGGUGCCUACUCAUUGGCUCAAGUGUCUCGGGUUUUCUUCCGAGAACUCGCCUCCUUUAAGGACAGCAUGUUUGGAGAGAGAGACUUUCACCACUUGAGAAGUGGGUUCGCCAAGGCCUGCCCUCACUCGCACCUCAGAGUGAUGGGGGCUGCGGUGCAGGUUUCCUGUGAGAUGCGAAGCGGGAGACUCCACAGUCGCGCGGUGACCUCCGACAUCUCCUUCAGCAGACUAGAAAUGUUGGAGUGCCUCUGGGAGAACGGCAAGCCUCAAUACUGCGAGUUGCUCCAAUUCCAGAAAGCCAGCAUGUUCACAGUGGGAGUCUCAGCCAAACCGUGUGCCCAGCUACACUAUAGCCUCACUGAGAAGCACCUGAGGAAGGGUAAACAGCGUGUGGUGCGGCGUGACAGCGUGGUGCGGGUGGAGCUGGAAGAUCUCAGUGCCGAGUUGGACCUGGACAUCCUCAGUCGGCUGGGGAACCUGAGCAAGGCCUUCAGCCACAGUCCUGCAGAGCCUGCUGGCCCCGACAACCUGCAGACGCAGAGCAGUGAGCUGUACACCUCUUUCUCCCUCCUCGCCCCGCACGCCGUCCUCAGGCUCCGUUUUCCCAUCCCAGACCUGCGGCCCCCCUCUGAGCGCCAGCUUCUGAGCCAAAGGGCGGUGAGGGAGGAGACGUUGGUGUUGGAACUGACCAAGCUGGAGCUCAGGCACCAAGAAGCGCCGGACCUCCAGAGCGGGCAGCCCUGCCAGGGUCAGCUCUCGGCCCCCUGUCUCACCCAGCUCUUGGAAGCCUCCUUUACUGACCUGCAUGGGUCGUACGAGGGCUGGGAGGGAGGCUCCUUCCCCUGCAUCAAAGUGAAAAAAAACCUUGACUCUCUGCCCCGGCUAUCAGUGCGAGUGAGGGGAGGAGAGACGCAAGGCCCCACCGCAGGUCUCGUGGGCUUGAACCUGGGCCUCGCCCAAGACCUUGGGGCCGCCUUCUUCGAAAGCCACUGUGAGCUCAACGACAAAACUAGCUCCCCGUUCUCCUCCAACCGCACCAUGUUUGAGACAGAAGAGAUGGUGAUCCCUGCCGACCCCGAGGAGAUGAGUCAGUUUCAGGCCCAGUGCGUGGCUCAGUGUCAAUGUGCUGUGGAUAUCAGAUUUCCACUCGUCUACAUUCUUCUGCCCAGCAAGCAGGCUUUCCAAAGCAUCUACAACAGUAAGCCUGAACCCCCCCCCCGCAGGAUCAAUAAUGACCUGUUGAUGUGGGAGCCGCCCCCAUCUGCACCCUCCUCAGCCCACAGCCCCACGCACGGGCGCCAACAGCAUGACGAGUUCCAACUCUGCAAGUCAGCCUUUAGACUCGACUCCGACUCGGAGGAGGAUGAACCUCAGUUCUACAUGGCCAGUGAACCAUCAGGACGGACUAAGUCGGCGCUGCAGCACAACCCCAACCACAACCUCAGCCUUCUCUCCCUGACUGUCGUCAUUGGUAAAGGUCGCCUUCAAGCCAGGACGGACAAGAAGGAGGACCAGAGCCAAGGAGAACUUGUGCUUGACCUGGAAGGAGGGAAGAUAUUCAGUGUAGCACAUCACCAGAAUGACCCAAAUCUCAGUUUCUUGUGUCUGGAGAGUCGACGAGUGGAGCUCUACCAUAAGGCUGUCGUGAAAGACAUGGCGAUUCCGCCACGGAUAGAAAUGCCCAACUUCGCUUCCCUAAAGUGCUUGGACCCGACCAUCUACCCCACUGAGGUGGGAGUCAGCAGCGUGAGAGGCAGGGAGGCGGAGCCACAGAUGUUGUCCACAGCCAUCAAAAUCACUCUGGAUGCACAGCGAAACGUCAAGGAAUUCCUUGUCGCCCUUCGUCUUCAGGGCGCCACCAUGCGGCAUUACGUGACACAGACCAGUCUCAGCUGGCACGAGCAGCUGGUUGAUUUCCUGGAUGUCAUCGACGACCCUAUUUUGGGAUACACUGCACCCGCUGUCAUCACCGUCCUCCACACGCACCUGGCUACAUGUGCCGUUGACUACAGGCCGCUGUAUCUGCCACUGCGAAUGUUGCUCACAGCAGAAUCCUUCUCUCUGUCCAGUAAUAUCAUUGUAGACACAGCCACCUUCCACCUCAGAUUCAUCCUGGAUGACUCCGCCCUCUACCUCUCGGACAAAUGUGAUACUGACGUAGUGGACCUGAGGAGGGACUAUAUUUGUGUUCUGGACAUUGACCUGCUGGAGCUUGCCGUCACGACGUGGAAAGGCAGCGACACAGGAAAGAUGGCCCAACCUCUGUUUGAACUCCUCUGCUCCAACAACGUAGUUCACAUCCACGCGUGUGCUGAUUCGUGCGCCGCCUUGGUCAAUAUGCUGCAGUACCUCGUGUCCCAGGGUGACCUGCAUCCCCCACCUCGGCACACCUCGCCCACGGAAAUAGCCGGCCAGAAGCUACCACUGUCUGAGAGCCCCGCGUCUGUGCUUCCCUGCCCUGCUGCUGAAACUGCUGAGAUCAACCAGUGUGAUCUGACUGAUGCCUUAAUAGACACCGACAAGAGCCACCAGGAAGACAGGAUAGAGCCAGGCUCGCCCUCCAUGCCAAGGGGCUCGCCCGUCUCGAUCUACCUGUUCCCAGGCGAGGCCUCCAGGCACGACCUCUCUGUGCUGGAGGAGGAGGAGAACUCUGAGCUGGACGGUCUGGUCGGCACAGCAACCGAAGCACAGGCAGACAUGAUGAUGGACGAAGAAAGCUCCCAGGGCUCCACUGACAAUGAUGAUUUCUGCAUCCUGGAGGCUCCUGGCAUGGGCAUUCCUCCGAGGGACGGCGAGCCCGUGGUGACGGUGUUGGCCGAGGGUCCCAUCCAUGUGAAAGACAGCCACUUCUCCAGGCCGCGAGGGAGCUCCGACCUUCUCCGCGCUCCCAGCCACUUCCCGGUGCCCCAAAGUCGAGUGGUGCUGCGGGAGAUCUCUGUCGUGUGGCAUCUCUACGGCGGCAAGGACUUUGGUGCUAAGCCCUCGUCGCUACAUGGCCAACAUGCAAAUAGGGGUCGUUCCUUCCCCGCCGGCGCCCGAAGCUCGCCGUCCCGCUCUGCCGGUUCCUCUCGUCCUCAGAACUCGUGGAGGUGGGCCGGAGGCAGCGGCCGUCAGCACAGCCUCCUCAUGGAGAUCCAACUCACCAAAGUGUCUUUCCAGCACGAGUCCUACCCGGUGGCAGUGGCAGGACAAGACGGGGAGAGCUCACCGUCCGUCGGGGUCGGUCCGGCAGGGGAGCAGCCCAUUUCUAGGCAGGUUUUCAUUGUCCAGGAGCUGGAGGUCCGUGACCGCCUGGCCUCCUCGCAAAUCAACAAGUUCUUGUACCUCUAUACAAGCGAGAGCAUGCCCCGAAGAGCCCAUUCUAACAUGUUGACCAUAAAGGCCCUACAGCUGUGUCCUGAGUCCGGUCUUGGUGGGCCAGAGUGUUGCCUACGAGUCAGCUUGCUGCCACUCAGACUUAACAUUGACCAGGAUGCGUUGUUCUUCUUGAAGGACUUUUUCAGCAGUCUAGCCUAUUCUGUGAACCCCUACCUGCCUGUGGACCCUGCUUCUGAAGUGAAAGCGGACCCCUCCCAGAAAGCGUCCGAAGAGGCGGAGGCAGGCGGCGCUCUGGGAGUGGAUCUCUCAGCUUCAGUAGAAACUACUCACAGCGAGCAGAGUUCCUCCUCAGCCGGCUCUACCUCCUCCACGGAACAGCCCAUCUACUUCCGCGAGUUUCGUUUCACCUCUGAAGUGCCUAUCUGGUUGGACUAUCAAGGCAAACACGUGGUCAUUGAACAGGGAACCUUUGCAGGGAUUCUGAUCGGUUUGGCUCAGUUGAAUUGUUCUGAGCUGAAGCUGAAGAGGCUGUGCUGUCGACACGGCCUGCUCGGUGUUGACAAAGUCAUCCAGUACGCCGUCACAGAAUGGCUGACUGACAUCAGGAAGAAUCAGCUGCCUGGCAUUCUGGGAGGCGUCGGCCCCAUGCAUUCUGUUGUUCAGCUGUUCCACGGGGUGAGAGAUCUCUUCUGGUUGCCCAUUGAGCAGUACAGGAAAGACGGGCGGAUUAUCCGGGGUCUCCAGAGAGGGGCCGCGUCCUUCGGCACAUCCACGGCGUCUGCUGCACUGGAGCUUAGCAACAGGCUGGUGCAGGCCAUUCAGGCUACCGCUGAGACGGUGUACGACAUCCUGUCUCCGACGCCUCCGUUGAACCGCUACGCCAUCACAGAGGGCCGGGCCCCUUCCAGUCGGCCGCGCCGCUUUGCCCAGCCCGCCGACCUCCGAGAGGGCGUCGCCAAGGCGUACGACACCGUCAGAGAGGGAGUAAUUGACACAGCUCAGACGCUUUGCGAUGUAGCAUCCCGUGGGCACGAACAGAAAGGUCUGCCCGGCGCGGUAGGUGGCGUCCUGCGGCAGAUCCCGCCCACCGUGGUGCGCCCGCUCAUAGUGGCCUCGGAAGCCACCUCGAGUCUGCUCGGAGGCAUGCGCAACCAGAUCAAACCGGAUGCAAGGAAGGAGGACUUCUUAAAGUGGCGCACAGAGGACUGCCAAGAAUGACUGCUUUGUUGCACGUGUGUGUGUGUGUAGAUGUGAGACCUAAGAGUGAAAGCUGGGUUCAAAUGUGUGUGUGUGUGUGUGUGUCAUUUUUUUUGCAUUUGCGUGUAGACUAACAAGUGUGUGGUCCAAGUGUGCAAAAAAAAAAAAACAACAACACCACAAUGACUAACACCUACUGUGACACCCAUUGUUGUAUACAUGGGUUGUAUCACUGAUUCAUGUAUGCAGCAGGAACUCUGUGAGUUUCACCUCCCGCUCAGUAUUACGCUCACGGUCACAUUCUCCUCACUGUUUGGUUUAGUGUGCAAACAUAUCGCCAUCAUGGUCCCCUCUGUUUUCUAGUUCAGUGGCAUCGCCCAGUGUACAGGGAAGGGAAAUGGGAGACAGAACUCACAAGAACAUAAGAGACUUCAUGUCGCCUCUACAUUUUUAUGUUUUUGAAUUUUUGGACGUGUGCCAUAAAGUGAGCAGAGUAUCCUUUUUUUAACAACACUGGCUUGUGUUGCCUUGUUCAAUUCUACACCCUUUCAAACUGAAAAGCUCAUCUUUAAUUUGCUUGACUAAAUAGAAACACUUGAACUCUAAAUCUAAUCGCAAACUUGACAAAAUCACAUGAGACCCCCGACUAUCUCGCUCAAUUUUGUCGUAAAGUCAUCCUGUGGUUCUUCAACUUCUAUUAAUUUUUUUUUUUUUUUUUUAGAGAUUUUGAGACAAGGGUUAGUUCGGAACUUUGUACCUUUCCCCCUUUUUUAAGUUGCCUUUCUGCAUUUUGUUUUUCCCCCCAUUUAAUUCAGUUUAUGUUAUAUUCAUUUUUUUUCAAGCGAUGAUGGGAUGUGAAUGUAGUAACCACUGAGGAUAUGAAGUUUGUGGUUCUAAAAAAAAAAAAAGUUUUACAUUUGUAUCUUUUGUUAUGAUGUACCUAUGACUAUGAGUGCGUGACAGAGCGUGUGCUUGCGUGCGUUUCCUGAUGCAUGUCUGAGGGGGUGGUUGUCUUGUAACGAGGGUAUGCUUGUAAUUGCUAUUUACAAUAUCAUCAACAGGAUAAAUGACCUGUAUAUAACAAAGCAAUGGGUAUAUAAUAAAUUUUAAAAAAUA